Messenger RNA from Herpailurus yagouaroundi (jaguarundi), 2076 nucleotides. It is a transcript of the gene GPR160, whose product is annotated as G protein-coupled receptor 160. Gene Ontology annotation, cellular component: signaling receptor complex; plasma membrane. The transcript is spliced from 4 exons. The record is from RefSeq and is a predicted model, not a curated record. The coding region runs from base 653 to 1669 and encodes 338 amino acids. Lineage: Eukaryota; Metazoa; Chordata; Mammalia; Carnivora; Felidae.
GGGCCGGCGCCCGGCGGUUCGCACCUGCUUGCUCGCCCCGGGGUCCAGAAUGGUCAGCGGCGCCCGCGUUUUCUCCGGCGCGCGUUGUGCGCGUCGAGGAAGGAGACGAAUUUCUUACAGGGAUUCAGAAGCUGGGGUUUACUACUUAAGAGAUCCUGGAGUGGGGCGGAGGACCCUUGGCGGAAAGCUGCAGACGCCCGAGCCUGACCGCUUCGGAUUGGGGGUUACCGCGUCGCCUUCGCGCCGGCGGUCUGUAGUGGGUUUCUGGUCCGGGGUCCGUGGCUUGGGUUGGCCAGACAUUCACACCCUGUUUCCAGUGGAGAUAGCUUUUCAACAUACACAGGUGGCCCUGGGAGGCGGCAGCUGGGUCCAACCCCGGAAUUCCGGAGGCGACCGCCAGGACCUAGCCCGCGGAGGAGGGUCGUCCUGCGAGGAAACCGGCUCGCUCCGCCCCACCUUUUGCAAAAGACUCGGAGCUCGUUCACACUGGUAUGCCAGGUACCAAGAGUAAGAUCACUGAAGGCAAUAAAAUUGAAAUUGGAAGACUGUCAGCCAAGAAAGACCUACUAGAGGAAGCAGAGGAUGGAAAAUAAAGUGAAGCAGUGUUUUGUUGUGUGUAUUUCAGCAGGCCUUCUGCAGUUCAACUAAAAACAUGACUGCUCUUUCUUCCGGGAACUGCUCUUUUCAGUACCAGUUACGUCAAGCAAAUCGGUCCCUAGAUGGUAACUGUCUGCUAUUCUUGAUAAUACUUGGGAAAGUAUUACUAAAUACCCUCACACUAGGAAUGAGAAGAAAAAACACCUGUCACAAUUUUAUGGAGUAUUUUUGCUUUUCACUAGCAUUCAUUGAUUUUUUACUUCUAGUAAACAUUUCCAUUAUAUACUACUACAGAGAUUUUGUACUUUUAGGUGUUAGGUUUACUAAAUACCACAUCUGCCUAUUUACUCAAAUUAUUUCAUUUACUUACGGUUUUCUGCAUUAUCCGGUUUUCCUGAUAGCUUGUAUAGAUUAUUACCUGAAUUUCUCUAAAACUCCAAAGCUUGCAUUGAAAUGCAAAAAAAUAUUUUAUUUCUUUACAGUAAUUUUAAUUUGGAUUUCAGUCCUUGCUUAUGUUUUGAGGGAUCCAGGUAUCUAUCAAAGCCUAAAGGCACAGAGUGUUUAUUCUUAUCAAUGUCCUUUCUACAUUAGCAUUCAGAGUUACUGGCUGUCAUUUUCCAUGGUGAUGAUUUUAUUUAUGGCUUUUAUAACCUCUUGGUCAGAAGUGACUGCCUUGGUGCAGGCUGUUAGGAUGACUUCCUAUAUGAAUGAGACUAUUCUGUAUUUUCCCUUUUCUUCCCAUUCUAGUUAUACUCUGAGCUCUAAGAAAGCACUCUUGCCCAAGUUCAUUAUCUGUUUUCUCGGUACCUGGCUACCGUUUGUACUACUUCAAGUAAUUAUCCUUCUACUUAAAGUACAGAUUCCAGCAUAUAUUGAGAUGAACAUUCCGUGGUUGUACUUUGUCAAUAGUUUUCUCAUUGCCACAGUUUACUGGUUUAAUUGUCACAAGCUUAAUUUGAGAGAUGUUGCAUUACCUGCGGAUCCUUUCGUCAACUGGAAAUGCUGCUUCAUUCCACUUACAAUUCAUAAUCUUGAGCAAACUGAAAAGCCUAUAUCAAUAAUAAUUUGUUAAUGUUGCCAUGUGAAAACUAAUUCAAACUGACAACUACAAUAAGAAUCAUAAUUUUACAAAUGGGAAAGAAUGAUGACUCAGGACAUACAAAGAUUGAACUGAAACCGCCCCCCACCCCAUGCCUCCAGCCCCAACUUUCAUUCCUUUUCACAAUGUGUCUUUUGGGACUAUGGUAUUAAAAACAAAAUAAUUCCAAGAAAAAUGUUUAUGCCUGUUCUGGAACACUGCAUGUUGCAAAUACUAAUUUAGCAAAGAAGUGAAACGAGUUAAUAUUUGGCCAGUAAUACUGAUCUGUGUUACCCAAAAAAUUACUGGAUACAAACUGUUAUGUAAAUCUGAGAUUCACUGCCAGUAACAUACAAAUGUAACUAAACACUUUUAUUAAAUUCAGAGCAAGAAAAUCAAGA